CCACGCUCCAAAGCAGAGUUGAACAUCCCUGUACCUUCCUCAAGCCACUAUAAAAAAAACGAAUGUGGGGAUGCAUCGCGCGUUCCACCACGUUUCAACUCUGCUCUCGACAAUCCUCGCUCAUUCAUCAUCACAUCGACAACCGCAAGGACUUUCACAGCACAAGGAAGAGUCACCACCACUGAUAUUGGAACAAGCGCCAUGGGUCUGCUAAGUCGUCUGACAAAGGCGCAGAAGCGACAAAAGUUUGGGCGGUUCGUCCUCAGCUGGAUGCCAAAGUUGAGUUACGUCUUGGUUGCAGUGUCGUUCAUGUGGUUACUCGCUCUCCCUCACCAGGACUACAGCAAGAAAACAUACGUCUCCGAGAACGCGUUACUCCCAGGAAGUGCCAACGUACAAUUCGGCUGGGAUGAUAACCUAGCUGCGGAGGGAUAUCGCGACGUUAUCCAAAGGAUUUCAAAGCUGCCAUCUUUCGAGCGCGCGGAAGCACUGCAGAUCGAAUUCUCACAGAUCGGACUGAAAUCAGCAACACAGAAUUAUACCCUCCACACUAGCACUGACUCACGGCAUGGUGUUAACACAUACGCUGUCUUCUACGCACCGAGAAGCGAUGGCACUGAAGCUUUGGUCUUGAGCGCAUCAUGGACGUCAAGGGACCAGGAGACAAAUACCAAUGGCAUCGCAAUGCUCCUCGCUCUCGGAAAAGUUUUCAAGCGCUGCUCGCAUUUCUCAAAGGAUAUCAUCUUUGUUGUAUCGGACGGAGAAGCCGAAGGUCUACAAGCAUGGCUUAAGGCAUAUCAUGGACUUGAGGAAAACAGUAAAGAUCAAUCCGAGGAAACGCUUCGUAUCAGGAGUGGAGCCAUUCAAGCAGCAUUGAAUCUCGAUUUUGCAGGAACUGGAGACUACAAUGCCCUCGGAAUCUUUUUUGAGGGAGUGAAUGGACAGCUGCCAAACUUAGACAUGAUCAACACGGUCGCAGAAAUCGCGGAGGGCAUUGCACCCGUGGAGCUGACCCUUCACGAUGAGCUGGUUCCUCAUACGGACAACAUGACCAAGAAUUACAUCAACUCGCUCAAGAAGAUGCUGUACAUGAUGAAGUAUCAGGCGGCUGGAACACCAUCAGGGAAUCACGGCCUUUAUUUAAAAUAUAAGAUCGACGCGAUAACACUUUAUGGCUUCGACAAGCCAGGCUGGCCAUCGCAACGCUACAAUCUUUUCCGACUGGCAGCAUUGCUCGAGUCUACUGUCAGGAGUCUUAACAACCUACUUGAACAUCUCCACCAGUCGUUCUUUUUUUACCUGCUCAGUGGCGUCAGACGCUAUACCUCCAUUGGAUUGUACAUGCCUCCUGUCAUCAUUCUCGGAGUCAGCUUCAUUUUCCAGGCACUUUCACUCUGGGGUCUGUCGAGUGAUCUGCCUUUGGAGCUAGAAGCCAUCGCGGAGGGUAAAAAGGUGGCGGUUGCGCUUCCUUACUCGCGCAGAGAAAGAAGUUUCAAGGUGCCUGCGACCGUCGUUGCCAUAUCCUUUGUUGCCGGUUGGGCAUCUUUCAUUCUGUUGACGACUGCGUUCGGGUUCCCUGGCGAGACACCAUUGUUGAAACUAAUUGCCAGCAUUGGCGUGUGCAGCAUGUUGGUCCUGUCAGCUGUUUCAUCAGCAACCAUUCGCAACCGUAUUCUUAAGGACAAGAAUUCCAACAUCAAGGUCGCCGAGAAGACGUCUUCGACUUCAGAAUCCCCAGACUUGCCUCCUGCUGCAGACUGGAUUAUGCUUAAGACAUUCAUCCUCGCUCUUUCGGCCUUGUUUGUUACGAGCCUCUCGGCCCUGAACUUCAGUCUGGCGGUCAGCUUUGGCGUAAUCAUUGUAUUGCCCUACAUGGCGUUCAGACCCAGCAACGUUGCGGCCUUCUCAGCUAUGCAGGCUGUUGUCUUACUAGCGAUCUCACCACCUGGUCUUGCCCUGGCAGCGGCGUGGUGGUACUCCAAAGACGUCAGCUUUGUACUGAGCUGGGUGCUUGAGGGAUAUGAGGUUCUGGGAACAUGGCUCCUACCGACCAUCUGCUGCGUCUACUGGCCUUUGAAUCUUGCAAGCAUCGUCAUGGUGCUUUUACCAGUAUCAUGACAUUAAAGCAUGGUCAUAGAUUGUCGUUAUUAGUUAAUUCAACUAUGAAGCUUGGUGACAAAUACAAUA
Molecule: messenger RNA, 2187 nt
Organism: Gamsiella multidivaricata
Lineage: Eukaryota; Fungi; Mortierellomycota; Mortierellomycetes; Mortierellales; Mortierellaceae
Product: Gaa1-like protein
Exons: 12
Coding region: 202-2118 (638 amino acids)
Biological process (GO): attachment of GPI anchor to protein
Cellular component (GO): membrane; GPI-anchor transamidase complex
Source: RefSeq, a predicted model, not a curated record